GAACCGGGGCCCCGGGGCCGCCGCUGAGAGCCCGCACCAAAUGCGCAGAGCCCAUGCACGGCCUGCGGCAGCUGAAAGUGGUGGACAUCAAGGCUCGUCAGGUGACGCUUCGCUGGGAGCCGUUCGGAUACAACGUGACGCGCUGCCACAACUACAGCCUGACGGUGCAGUACCGCGCCAGAGGAGGAGGCAAGGAGGAGAGCAGGGAGGUGGCGUUAUAUGACAGCCGGAGCUCCGCCCCCCAGCACACCAUCCACAACCUCACGCCCUUCACCAACCUCAGCGUCAGGAUGCUGCUGCGCAACCGCGAGGGAGUCAGAGAGAGCCCCGAGAUCCACGUCCAGACCGAUGAAGACGUGCCGGGGGAAGUUCCUCUGGAUUCGAUCCAAGCCAGUGUGUACGAGGACAAGAUCCUGCUGAAGUGGAGAGAACCGGCGCAGACCUUCGGCAUCAUCACUCAGUAUGAGAUCUCGUAUAAAGCCGUCAGCUCCUUCGACCCGGUGCUGGAUCUCUCUAACCAGAGCGGGAAGGUGGUUAAACUGGGGAAUGAAACCAGCCACGUGUUUCUGGGUCUCUACCCCGGCUCCACGUACUCCUUCACCAUCAGAGCCAGCACCGCCAAGGGCUUCGGACCGCCCGCCAUCACCCAGGCCACCACCAAGAUCUCAGCUCCGUCGAUGCCAGCGUAUGAUCAGGAGACUCCUCUGAACCAGACUGACAGCACGGUUACGGUGGUGCUGAAACCCGCUCAGAGCCGAGGCGCUCCUGUCAGUGUGUAUCAGGUGGUUGUUGAGGAGGAGCGUCCUCGAAGGGCUCGUGGAGGUGAAGCGGAGAUCCUGCGCUGUUAUCCGCUGCCGGUUCACUAUCAUAACGCCAGCGGGCUGAACUCUCAGUACUACUACAGCGCUGAGUUCCCCUCCGCAGGCGUCUCAUCUCCGCAGACGUUCACCGUCGGAGACAACCGGACCUACGGCGGAUACUGGAACGCCCCGCUGCUGCCACACAAGAGCUACAGCAUCUACUAUCAGGCCGUCAGCGCCGCCAACGGGGAGACCAAAAUCGACUGCGUCCGUGUCGCUACCAAAGCUGCUAUCUUGGUGACGCAGCUCACCACUCCUUACGUUCGCAUCGCUCCGGCCGCUGGAGACAACCAGCUAACAGGCGCGGCGACGCACAAACCCAACGCGGUGGAGCCGGAGAAACAGACCGACCACACAGUGAAGAUCGCCGGCGUCAUCGCAGGAAUACUGCUCUUCGUCAUCAUCUUCCUCGGCGUGGUGCUGCUCAUGAAGAAACGUGUGAAGAGAGGUGUUGAUGAUGUGAGCGCGGCGACGCACAAACCCAACGCGGUGGAGCCGGAGAAACAGACCGACCACACAGUGAAGAUCGCCGGCGUCAUCGCAGGAAUACUGCUCUUCGUCAUCAUCUUCCUCGGCGUGGUGCUGCUCAUGAAGAAACGGAGAACCUAUCAGUCCUACACUUACUACCUAAAGCUUGCGAAGAAGCGCAAGGAGACGCUGAACAGCACGAGACAGGAGAUGACGGUGAUGGUGAACUCAAUGGACAAGAGCUACACGGAGCAGGGAACCAACUGUGAUGAAGCGCUGUCAUUCAUGGACACACACAACCUCAACGGACGCUCCGGAUCUUCUCCGUGUUCUGUGACGGUGAAGACGAGCACGCUGAGCAGCAGCAUCCCGAACACGUAUUACCCAGACCCCUUCGUCCCCACCGCGAUCUUAGUCCCCAUUAAUGACGAGACUCAAACCCUGACCAGCGACACCAGCAGCCUGGUGCAGUCGCACACGCACACACACUCGCUGUGCAAGCGCGAGGCCGUGGACGUGCCGUACCAGACGGGCCAGCUGCAUCCCGCCAUCCGUGUGGCCGACCUGCUGCAGCACAUCACGCAGAUGAAAUGCGCCGAGGGCUAUGGCUUCAAAGAGGAGUACGAGAUCAAUGAGAGCUUCUUUGAGGGUCAGUCUGCCGCCUGGGAUUCGGCCAAGAAAGACGAGAACCGCAUGAAGAACCGCUACGGGAACAUCAUUGCAUAUGAUCACUCGCGCGUGCGGCUGCAGAAUCUGGACGGCGAGCAGAU
Sinocyclocheilus grahami is the source of this 2098-nucleotide messenger RNA. RefSeq names its product receptor-type tyrosine-protein phosphatase mu-like. Gene Ontology annotation, molecular function: protein binding. The annotation marks the transcript as partial. The transcript is spliced from 20 exons. The record is from RefSeq and is a predicted model, not a curated record. Lineage: Eukaryota; Metazoa; Chordata; Actinopteri; Cypriniformes; Cyprinidae.